This is a messenger RNA of Acanthosepion pharaonis, 501 nucleotides long. The record is from the annotation of a GenBank genome assembly. Lineage: Eukaryota; Metazoa; Mollusca; Cephalopoda; Sepiida; Sepiidae.
AUGGAGGAGUACGCACGUGAUCCAUGUCCCUGGAGAAUUGUUGAUGAUUGUGGUGGUGCCUUUUCCAUGGGUGCGAUUGGGGGCUCUGUUUUCCAUGGAAUAAAAGGUUUCAGAAAUGCUCCUAGUGGACACUACAGACGUCUGAUUGGCAGCUUUGUAUCAAUCAAAGAGAGGGCACCUAUCACGGGCGGUAACUUUGCAGUAUGGGGAGGACUUUUCUCAGCAAUUGAUUGUUCAUUAGUUUAUAUUAGAAAGAAGGAGGAUCCCUGGAACUCAAUCACGAGUGGUGCCCUAACUGGAGCUGUACUUUCAGUGCGCAAUGGUGCUGGUGCCAUGGUAGGUUCAGCAAUCAUUGGAGGUGUGCUACUUGCUCUUAUUGAAGGAGUUGGAAUCUUAUUUACCAGAUUUUCAGCAGAACAGUUUAAUCCUGCAAACAGAGUGAUAAUGGAGGACCCAUCACAGUUAUCAUCCAAGCCCAUAUUUGGAAAUUCCUACCAAUAA